Racocetra fulgida is the source of this 529-nucleotide messenger RNA. The record is from the annotation of a GenBank genome assembly. Lineage: Eukaryota; Fungi; Glomeromycota; Glomeromycetes; Diversisporales; Gigasporaceae.
AUGUAUUGCUAUAGAUCUUUACAUGAUCUGGAUAAGGCACUUUUAGAUGCUGACGUGUUAUUAAGAAUAAAUCCAAAUUGUUUUGAGGCAUUAUGUGUUCGGGGAAUUAUAUAUAAAUUAAGGGGUAAAUACAAUGAGGCAUAUUUAGACCUUAAAAGAUCACUGGAUAUAAAGCCCGAUCUUGCUGAAAGCAGCAUUGAAUUUUGCCAUAGCGAUAUGACACACAUAGAUUAUGAUGCAUUUCAAGAUAUUAGACUUUUGGAUGAGGGUGGUUUUGGCGAAAUUUUUCAAGCCACUAGCAUAAAUGAUUUAGGAAAGCAAAUAAAAGUUGCACUCAAAUAUUUAAAAUCUUCAAAAGAUUUCUCUAUAGAUAUCGCAAACGAGAUUCAUGAACGUGGAUUAAUCCACCGUGAUUUACAUUCAAAAAAUAUAUUAAUUUGCGAAAAUGGAGAUCAAGAACUCACUAAAAUAGGAGAUUUAGGAUUGGCAACGUUUGCUAACGAACUAACGUCAAAAAAUAAAAUUUAUG